UUUCACAGACUGUUGCUGCUGAUAAAGCUUUGCUCUGAAAUGCAUUGUACAGAAGGAGAGGGAAGAGUCACGAGGACAUCCUCUUGAAUACGUCUGCGAGCGCUCAUAAAACACUAAGAAUGAUGGGAAAGGAAAAGCGGCACGUCGAUGCAAAUGCGACAUUUGUUUUUCGCUGCACAAGCCACUGCACACGUACAUUUCCCAGUUGCAAUUUGUAAUUACGUGUGAAAAACAUAUUCGUAGGUAAACACCUGCCAUCAUGUGACUAACGUGAUAAACACGGGUAUGCGAAAGGGGGGGAAUCACACAUGGUUGUAAAACCAUGUAAAAACACUUUUUCUGAUUUUUAUGUUUUUAUGAAUUCAUUUUUUAAAUGAUUAUUAUGUAAAAUAGCGAAUCCUGUAUAUAAAAUCACAUGAACAUCAAUCCUGUUUAUAAACAAUAAUGUAAGUAUUAAUGAUGUGAGUAUAAAUAAUAUAAAAACAAAAAAAAAACUAAGGUGAACUGAAUUGUGUAAAGAAAAAAAAUGAACACGUCGUUCUCUUUGUAAAUAUCAUAUAGAAAUAAGGUGGGAAACAAACUGUACAGAUAAACCAGAUAUUCAAUCCUAUUUAGAAAAAAAAGAUCAAUCAGGAGAAAGUGAGAAUAAUUAAAUUUUAAAGGAAAAAAAUCUAAUUGAAAUAAAUCUUGUAUGGGGAUCAGAUAUGAAACUAAAACAUAAAGCAUCACAUGCAUUGAUAAAACAUGCAAAAAUGAGGUUUGCUGAAAGUAGAGACACGGGAAUGUUGUGGUUUUCACUUUACAUCACUUUUCCUUUCAUCCCACAUGCUGGGGAGGUUCUAUAUGGUGAGUGUACACAGUGUACAGUUACUACUAACGACUCAGGGGGCGUGGCUUGCGUCGGGCAAGUGGGCGUGACCCAGAGCUGUGACUGCUGCUUCUAUAAGCCAUGUGUUGGAGUCAGUUUUCCACAACGGAGCUGCACAGAGUAACGUGAGAUCUUAAAUAGUGAGAUCCAUACAGAUGGCAAAUGACUCACUUGGGAAAUGUGCGCGUUGUUUCAAGAGGUGGUGUUUGUGAGCGCGCGCGCCAGCCCGGACUCUCUCAGUGUUCUCGCAGGCGACUUUCCGACGGACACGCGCGUUCCUCCUCGCUGAGAUGAGUACUUUCUACAUCACCAUUGAAGUGAUCAUCGCUGUGCUGUCCAUUGUCGGCAACGUGCUGGUGUGCUGGGCUGUCGCCAUCAACUCCACCCUCAAGAACGCCACCAACUACUUCUUGGUGUCUCUGGCUGUAGCCGAUAUUCUGGUCGGGUGUCUCGCCAUCCCCUUCGCCAUCACCAUCAGCAUCGGGCUGCCCUGCGACUUCUACGGCUGCCUUUUUCUCGCCUGCUUCGUCCUGGUUCUCACCCAGAGCUCCAUCUUCAGCCUCCUGGCGGUGGCCAUCGACAGAUACCUGGCUGUCAAAAUUCCUCUAAGGUAUAAGGAGCUGGUUACAGGAAACAGGGCCAGAAGAAUCAUUGCCAUUUUAUGGAUUCUAUCAUUCAUCAUUGGCCUCAUCCCAUUUGCAGGCUGGAACAAGAAAGCCAGCGCUUGCAUUUUGACUAAAAAUCAAAGUUCUCCUCUCCACAACUCCAGCGCCGGUAAGGGAAUAGCAGCAGAAACAGACCAGGGCUUCCUGCAGAGCUGCCGUCUAAAAUGCCUCUUCGAGAGCGUAGUGGACAUGAGCUAUAUGGUCUACUUCAACUUUUUUGGAUGCGUACUGCUGCCCUUGCUCAUCAUGCUAGGCAUCUACGUCAAGAUUUUCACAGUGGCUCGGAAGCAGCUGCGCCAGAUCAAGCUCGGGAGCGUGAUGGGCAACGGCGAGAGCCGACAACACCAGCACCAUCGUGGCCUCCUGCAGCGCGAAAUCCGUGCUGCCAAGUCCCUGUCUAUUAUCGUCGGCCUCUUCGCGCUGUGCUGGCUGCCUGUCCACGUCCUCAACUGCCUCACCCUCUUUACGCAAGUGGGCAAAUCCGAGCUCCUCAUGUACGUGGCCAUUAUGCUCUCGCAUGCCAACUCGGCUGUCAACCCCAUUAUCUACGCGUACCGCAUCCGGGAGUUCAGAAACACCUUCCGGAAAAUUCUGGCACGCCACUUCCUUUGCUGUCGACAAGAGCUGUACCUGAGCUCCAACGGAAGCACUCGAAAAAGAGAACAGAUUACCAUGACCAUUGAUCCCCUAUUAUAGGGUCAUGAGACACUGGAAAUAAUUUAAUUUAAUCUUAUUUUUAACUGAGCAUCAUUUAAUAUAUGGGGAGCAAUGUUUACACACCAGAGAAAAACUGCAAGAAUGUGGAUUGCAAGGUUUGUUUAUGACUUGCAGAUCGUUCUGAGACUUUUUACCUUGUUGUUAAACUAAAGUGGAGGGCAAAAUGUGCCUCAAAUAACACUACUAAGACGGUGGAGAUACAUGAACUAAAUGUCCUUUUUACCCUGACGCAUCUAACAAGCUUGAACAAACUGUACUCUUCAUUCCAAGUCUUAAGGGACAGAAAACAUGCCUCUAAACUUGACUAGAGGUGAAUCCUAGUCAUGAGGCGAGAAUAAACAAAGGUGGAGGGAGCAAUGCCCAGAAAGCACCGACGUGGGAAAACUUCAUUAAAAGCCCCUUUUUUGUUUUGUUUUUAUAAAGGAACUGCAACAAAUUGUUACGGACAGAAAAGCAGCACAGAGCCAGACACACACUGGGGUGGUGGAAUACAAACGGCUUCUAAUUUAAUCUGUAACAGUCUUUUAAAGUGCUUGAAUCUUUAAGACUGUUUAAGACUGAAAAUGUACAAUUUAGGUUAUUAUAGAAAGCUCAGGAAAACCAUUUCGGAAGAGGAGACGGGAAUCGUGUUGAGGAAAUCCACUGAAAGAACAUUGGGCUGGUUGCCAAAUCAAAGAGAUAGCACUGUGUAAACGAUUCAGCCAUAUACAGAUUAGAGAAAUCAACACACUAAUAGUUGUAAUUCUGGAAACAAGGCACUCUUGUGUAUGAAAUGCACUCAGAGGUUUCGAGCGUAAGACCGUCCCUUCGAACGUCAUUAGAGCCCCGUUUCGUAACCUCUCGGCAAGAGCACAUUUCCACAUGUUGAAAUAGUAUUAUGUCACGUAUUAGGUCACACUCCCAUAUACAUCAUACGGUCUUUUCUUUCCCUCUCGCUCUCACACACACACACACACACACACACACACACACACACACACACACACAAGUGGUCCCAAGCUGCCCUGGUGUUGGACUUGGGGUUAUUGUCUCCCUCAUGGGUGCAUCACUGCUCCCAAGGGCCCAGUCUGCCAUUGGAUGGAAAUUUACAGCGUGACGGUCGGGCAAAAAAAAAAGAGUCUGCAGCAGUGAGAUUUAAAGUGUCACCUCUGAGCUGGCCACCUACCUCUUGAACACUGUUCUCACAAAAUACUGUGAAUUUUAGCCGGUGUCCUCUAUAACUGAUCAAAACCAUAGGAUUGUAAAAAAACAGUUCUUUAAAAACAAAGAAAAGAAAAAAAGAAAUGACAUCUCGGGUGGUUGUGAAGGUCAUUACAUGGUAAAGAGAAAGUGUACUGAUGGCACUGAACAAUAAAAAAGCAAAAGCAGG
This is a messenger RNA of Silurus meridionalis, 3619 nucleotides long. It is a transcript of the gene adora2b, whose product is annotated as adenosine A2b receptor. Gene Ontology annotation, molecular function: G protein-coupled adenosine receptor activity. The coding region runs from base 1159 to 2229 and encodes 356 amino acids. The transcript has 3 exons. Gene Ontology annotation, cellular component: membrane. NCBI's taxonomy places the organism in Eukaryota, Metazoa, Chordata, Actinopteri, Siluriformes, Siluridae. The record is from RefSeq and is a predicted model, not a curated record. Gene Ontology annotation, biological process: vasodilation; adenylate cyclase-activating G protein-coupled receptor signaling pathway; G protein-coupled adenosine receptor signaling pathway.